AAUACGCUUGCAUGAGUUCGCGGGACAAGAUAUUUCGCGAGAGCUCCUACAUUAUAGGAACGAAAUACAUGAAAAAAAUAUCUCUCUUCGGAAAAUCGAUCGCCGAAUUGCGAGUAUAGUAGCGGUAAUGCUGGUAAAACACAAGUGUGACGUUCUCAUGGUAUUAUCUCUCGAACGUUUUGUAUUACUCAAAAAAUUAACCAAUUUGCGAUAAAGUAUACGCUAAAGAAGGGUAAAUUAUAAAAUAUUUAUCCGACUAGGAGAAGAGAAGGUGAGCGAACUUUUCUUGACCUAUUUGACGUCAGACGCGUUUUGAUAGUCGAGCAAUGAUGAUCUAGUGAGCAGUGAUGAUGCAGUACAUACAAACGCACUUGAAACUGAAUCGAGUUCUCCUGCUCGUGCUUGGUUUGUGGCCCUAUCAGCGAUUAAAGAUUGUUCGAUGUCAGUUCGUUUUUGUCUUCGGUAUCCUGUUAACAUAUAUUUUGUCUCAACUAGGUGUGUUUAUCACUUUGCAAUGCACGACGGAUCUUGUUCUUAACAUUCUUUUUGUCUCUUUUUUCACCGUUACGAGUGUGAUAAAAUAUAUUUCGUUCUACAUUAAUAGUGAAGCGGUGAAAUCUCUGAUUGAACAAAUUCAGCGUAAUUAUGACAAGUUAAAAGAUGAGAGAGAAACCGCUAUUUUGAAUAAAUACGGCAACAAGGCAAAAUAUUACACCACUGUGUUCACAGUGCUUUUCAUAUUCUUAUCAUCUAUUUGUUUCCUAUUGCAAUUGUGGCCAUGCAUUUUCAAUAUGUUUACGCCCGCAAAUACGACACGAUCGAUACAUAGGCUGCGUUUUAUAAGCGAAUAUUUCAUUGGCCAAGAGAAGCAUUUCUAUAUAAUUCUGUUGCAUGCCAACAUAGCUAUGUUUAUAAGCAGCCUCACGCUACUUAGUACUGGGGUAAUGCUAUUGUCAUUUGGUCUGCAUAUCUGCGGAAUGUUCAAAAUUGUCAGUUAUCAUAUCAAGCAUGCGACGAGAAUAAACGGAUCAAGACCUAUUAGUCCUCACAAAAAGAAUUUCACCUACGUAAAGAUGGUUUACGCAGUAGAUAUUCAUCGUAAAACUUUGCAGUUCUCGGAAUCAUUAAUGUCCACGUUCGCCUUAUGGUUCUUCUUACUGAUAGGCGCCGGUGUGAUUUCUAUGAGUCUCAAUUUAAUGCAAAUCUUUAUAACAUUGUCAUCUGGACAUAAUGUUGAGGAACUGACCAUACAAGUUGUCUUCUUGUUUGUUCAAUAUACUUAUAUGUUCCUAGCCAACUAUGUCGCUCAAGAAGUCACGGAUCACAACAAUCACGUGUUCACCACUAUAUACAAUAUACAGUGGUACGUGACUCCCUUACAUAUGCAGAAGAUGAUAUUGUUUCUGCUGCAGAGAGGAACCAAACCUUAUUAUCUGCAGCUUGGCAUUCUCUUCGUAGGAUCCUUAGAAGGCUUCGCAUCGUUAAUGAGCGCCACGAUAUCUUACUUCACUGUUAUUUAUUCAACGCGGCAAUAGUAUCUACCAAUAAGGCAGCUCAUUAACGACUGAGCAGGGCGAAGAGUUAUUAAAAUAAAUUCGCAUUAUUCUUCAUUUCUAUUCCCAGUUAUCAAUAUUCAAUUGGGAGGGACUUACCUGGUUUAUACGU
Harpegnathos saltator (Jerdon's jumping ant) is the source of this 1665-nucleotide messenger RNA. RefSeq lists its product as uncharacterized. Gene Ontology annotation, molecular function: olfactory receptor activity; odorant binding. The record is from RefSeq and is a predicted model, not a curated record. Lineage: Eukaryota; Metazoa; Arthropoda; Insecta; Hymenoptera; Formicidae. Bases 348 to 1535 code for a protein of 395 amino acids. Gene Ontology annotation, cellular component: plasma membrane. Gene Ontology annotation, biological process: sensory perception of smell; detection of chemical stimulus involved in sensory perception of smell. The transcript has 9 exons.